AUGGGUUUCAAACGGCAGCGAUUGAUGGAUCAGGGGUCUUCAUAUUAUGGAACUCCUCCUGCUCCUAGCUAUAUAUACAAUGCUCCACCUCCACCACCUCCUUCGUAUUCUUGCAUUCCCCCGCCUUUCCCUGUGGUUCGGCUUCGAGGCCUCCCCUUUGAUUGCACGGAGGCUGAAAUUGUUGAUUUCUUCUAUGAUUUAGAUGUAGUAGACGUCCUGUUUGUCCACAAGGGGGGGCAAGUCCACUGGGGAAGCUUAUUGCGUUUUGGAAAGGAUGAAUACCAUAAGGCCAUAGCAAAUGAAAUUUACGAUUCACAGGGUGGUUUGUCUCGUCGUGGUGUACCGAGGGCUAGAUCUUUUGAUGAGAAGGACCUGGCAGAGUAUACUGGGGUCCUGCAAUUGAGGGGGUUGCCGUACACUGCCAGCAAGGAGGACAUUAUGGUUUUUUUUAAGGAUUUUGUGCUUUCUGAAUCCAAAAUUCAUAUGAUAGCUAAUUCAGAGGGAAGGCCAACUGGAGAAGCGUUUGUGGAGUUUGCAAGUGCUGAAGAUUCGAAAGCUGCUAUGUCUAAGGAUAGGAUGACCCUGAAGUAUCGCUAUAUAGAACUUUUCCCUUCAUCACAGGAGGAGUUGGAAGAAACAGCUUCCAGUGGCAGGUUAUUGACAAAAUCGUUUGAAGGGAAGGACAUGGGUGAACCAACAACUGUAGUACGAAUGAGGGGAUUGCCAUUUUCAGCUGGAAAGAGUGACAUUAGAUUUCUUUAA
Fraxinus pennsylvanica is the source of this 762-nucleotide messenger RNA. The record is from the annotation of a GenBank genome assembly. NCBI's taxonomy places the organism in Eukaryota, Viridiplantae, Streptophyta, Magnoliopsida, Lamiales, Oleaceae.